AUGUCACAGCCAAUUAAGCUAUACACAUGGGGAACCCCUAACGGAUUCAAAGUUUCCAUCUUUUUGGAAUUUCUUGGUCUCAAAUACGAUGCUAUUCCAGUAGACAUCGGUAAGAAUGAACCCAAGUCUGAUUGGUUUGUCAAAUUGAACCCCAAUGGACGUAUCCCCACCAUUGAAGAUCCCAACUUCAAGUCUGAUAAUGGUGGCAGUAGUGGUAGUGGACCAUUGGUUUUAAGUCAAACAGGUGCUAUAUUGCAAUAUCUUGCAGACACUUAUGAUAAACAACACAAGUUUAGUUACCCUUAUGGCACUGCUGAAUACUACAAGACUUUGGAGUACUUGAUUUUCCAAGUUAGUGAAAAUGGACCCAUCCAAGGUCAGGCUAACCACUUUAUCUUGUAUGCGAAAGAAAAAGUACCAUAUGCUAUUAAUAGGUACACUACCGAUGUCAAGAGGAUUUAUGGUGUUUACGAAGACAUAUUGUCAAGAAACAAAGCUAAUGACGGAAAGUAUUUAGUCGGUGAUCGUUAUACUGUUGCUGACUUUGCCUUGUUUGGAUGGGCAGUUCGUUUGAAAGCUUUGGAUAUCGAUAUUCAUCAAUGGCCAUUAUUGGGUAAAUGGCAUGAUGCUUUGGAAUCCUUGCCAGAAGUUCAAAGAGGUAUUAGAGCAGUGCCACCAAAGUGGCUAAACGAUGAUGAUACAGCGAAAGCGUAG
Lodderomyces parapsilosis is the source of this 714-nucleotide messenger RNA. Its product is annotated as glutathione S-transferase family protein. Lineage: Eukaryota; Fungi; Ascomycota; Pichiomycetes; Serinales; Debaryomycetaceae. The transcript has a single exon. Bases 1 to 714 code for a protein of 237 amino acids. The record is from RefSeq and is a predicted model, not a curated record.